Vicia faba (fava bean) is the source of this 1323-nucleotide messenger RNA. Lineage: Eukaryota; Viridiplantae; Streptophyta; Magnoliopsida; Fabales; Fabaceae. The record is from the annotation of a GenBank genome assembly.
AUGUCAAACUCAAUGACCCAUCAAAAUCAAUUUGAGAACCAAGAUUUAUUAGGUGCUGGUUAUGUUUCAUCUUCUUCUUUAAGGAACACUAACAAUGCAUAUUCUGAAACAUUUCAUCACAAUAUUGAAGAGCUAUCACAACAAGGCUCUGAAAUGAGUCAUACAAGACAUUUGAUGGAUCUACUUGGAGCAGCAAACAACAAUCAUCAAACACAACAAGGUUUAUCACUUUCUCUAGGCUCUCACAUGCUUGUUGUUCCUUCUGAGGAUUACAGAAACCGUUCCUUGAAUCAAGGUCUUAUGAUUAACCCAAGUUACUUCAUGUCUGGUCAAGAACAGACACGUGAGCCUUGUAAUAAUAAUCUGACAAGUGAUUAUUUUUACGGAAGUUGUGGAAGUUUUGGUUCAGGUUCUUCUAAUAACUCAUUGUUGAACCGUUCUACUUCUACUUCUUAUGGAAAUGAGAGUUUUGGUUCUGUUAUAGGAAACUCUAGAUAUCUUAAACCGGUACAAUCACUUCUUGAAGAUCUUGUUGAUGUUGGUGGAAAUGUGAUUGAUAGAAUGAAUGAAAAGUAUGCAGAGAAAUUGUUUCAUGCAAGUAGAACAGGUGCUAGAACACUUUCAUCUGAGCUUAAGGCUGAGUUGAGGAUUCAUGGACAUUUGUUGGCUGAUAAACAUGAACAUCAAGUCAAAAUUGCAAAGCUCAUUUCUUUGUUGGAUGAGGUUGAGAGUAGAUAUGAGAAAUACUACCAUCAAAUGGAAGAAGUGGUGUCAUCUUUUGAAAUGAUAGCAGGUUUAGGAGCUGCCAAAUGUUACACUGCUUUAGCACUUCAAGCAAUGUCUAGACAUUUUUGCAGCUUAAGAGAUGCAAUAAUGUCACAAAUAAAUGUUGAGAAAAGAAAACUUUUUCAAGAUGUACCAAAAAUCAACAAUGGAUUAUCUCAACUUAGCUUAUUUGAGAAAGAUAACAACAGACAGAAUAGAAUGUCUCUUCAACAACUUGGAAUUAUGCAAAACCAAAGACAAGUUUGGAGACCCAUUAGAGGCUUACCUGAAACCUCUGUUGCAAUUCUUCGUGCUUGGUUAUUUGAGCACUUUCUUCAUCCGUAUCCUAAUGAUUCUGAGAAAUUAAUGUUGGCAUCGCAAACCGGUUUAACUAAAAACCAAGUGUCAAAUUGGUUUAUAAAUGCAAGGGUAAGGUUAUGGAAACCAAUGAUAGAAGAAAUGUACAAAGAAGAGUUUGGAGACUCAUCUGAAGACUCCAACCCAGCAGCUAACAAUUACAUGUCAAGAGAAGAUGCAACAGACUGUGUGGAGGAUUAG